AUGGCGCUCAUAGGUCCAAAGCUCUCAGUUGUAUUGCUCCUUCUCAGUGUAUGGGGCAUACUCAUGCUUCUUCUUAUAGGUGUUUUUGCUCGUGUAAAUGCAGUCGCCUUCUCUGAAGAUAUACCAUUGAAUGAAACAGCCUGGGCAGCUAGUGGAUAUGCUCCAUUGCAUGUAGAAGAAGCCUAUGUCCUAGUGUCGAAUAACUGCUUUAUCGCCGCUGGCAUAUAUGUUGUCCUACUGGUUUUCUCCGGCGUUCAAUAUUAUUUCAACAAACGUGCCAAUUAUUUAGUUCAUUGA
Messenger RNA from Trichobilharzia regenti, 297 nucleotides. The record is from the annotation of a GenBank genome assembly. NCBI's taxonomy places the organism in Eukaryota, Metazoa, Platyhelminthes, Trematoda, Strigeidida, Schistosomatidae.